AUGCAACGAUACGAAUCCCUUCCACCACAAUUUUACCUUCAGGAUCUAGCUGCCAUCACUGGCCGGGUCUGCGAGCUCAGAGUCAAUCCCCACCAAGCCGAGGCCGACUAUGCAGCGCGCUCAUGGUUCAACCAAAUAAGCGUGUACGAUGAUAGGAAGAAGUCAAAGUUCCUCAACUACGGCAAAUUCGAUCUCUUUGCUGCAUUAAGCUUUCCAGACGCUGACUCUGCGCAUCUUGAAACUUGUAUUAUGUUCUUUUUCUGGGCUUUUUCGACCGACGAUCUUUCUGACGAAGGCGACCUACAAUCCAAACCUGACGCAGUGCAAGCUGGACAUGAUAUCUCCGUUAGUGUUUACACAAACCCUGAUGGUUCCCGCCCAAAAUAUCCAUAUGCUGCAAUGUUGUACGACUUGCUAACGCGAUUCCGCGGAACAUCUACUAUUGGAGCCUAUAACCGGUUCAUCAAGGCAUUUGAGGCAUGGAGUAGCUCUCAAGUAUCACAAUCUCGCAACCGUUCUCAAGACCGAAUGCCCUCGGUUGAGGAAUUCAUUCUCAUGCGUCGUGCGACCAUCGGCGGCGCUCUUGUGGAAGCGAUGAUCGAGUAUUCUCUUGACCUGGAUCUUCCGGACGUUGUCUUUGACAAUCCUAUCAUCAAAGCGAUGUCAGACGCGACAACCGACCUUAUGACAUGGCCAAACGACCUUUGUUCUUUUAAUAAAGAACAAGCUGACGGCGAUUACCAAAACCUUGUCUUCUGUAUCAUGCAUGAACGUGAUGUCGGCUUGCAGGAAGCUAUUAACAUUCUCACUGAGAUGUUGAACCAACGCGUGGACGACUACAUCAAUCUCAAGAGCCAGCUUCCGUCGUUUGGUGCCGAUGUAGAUGCCGAGCUGGAAAGAUACCUUCAUGCGCUGGAAAACUUCGUGCAGGGGACCGUACUGUGGUAUUAUUUCAGCCCGAGGUACUUCCGCGGCGUCGAUGUCACAAAUCGCGAGUACCUCGUUGUGCCACUCUUCGAGAAAGGAGCAUUCUAA
This is a messenger RNA of Suillus plorans, 1035 nucleotides long. RefSeq names its product isoprenoid synthase domain-containing protein. The transcript has 9 exons. Bases 1 to 1035 code for a protein of 344 amino acids. NCBI's taxonomy places the organism in Eukaryota, Fungi, Basidiomycota, Agaricomycetes, Boletales, Suillaceae. The record is from RefSeq and is a predicted model, not a curated record.